Molecule: messenger RNA, 504 nt
Organism: Vigna radiata var. radiata (mung bean)
Lineage: Eukaryota; Viridiplantae; Streptophyta; Magnoliopsida; Fabales; Fabaceae
Product: leucine-rich repeat extensin-like protein 3
Exons: 1
Coding region: 1-504 (167 amino acids)
Source: RefSeq, a predicted model, not a curated record
AUGGUAUCUACUCUACAGAAAAUGAAUGAAGAAAAAACUGAUAGCUUUUCAAAAUCUUCUAAACCUUUCUCUAGUUAUAAGGGAAACCAUAUGUUUUCAACAAAGUUUCUUUCAAUUCUUAUUACCCUUUGGGUAUAUCUAUCCAAUUAUGGCUUUAAAGCUUCAGGGGAUGAUGUUACUCAAUUCCCAACAACAUGUUUGAAUUGCUCCAAAUGUGAAGACCCUUGUCAAGAACAGCCCUCACCACCACUUGUUUAUGCUUCUCCACCACCACCACCACCACCUUAUGGUGGAGCACCCCCUCCUCCAAAAGAGAAAAACCCUAAGAACUGUCCUCCUCCUCCACCUCCUAGAGAUGUUGUUGAGUGUUGCACUCCUGCAACUCCUGAUACUUUUGCUCCUCCAAAUCCCUACAUUCCUGUGCCCUAUGGUGAAGGUCAACGCUCUUGUUCAACGUUUCAGCCACUCAUGAUGCUUUUUUCCUCCUUUAUUUUUCUCUUCUGA